Chelmon rostratus (copperband butterflyfish) is the source of this 876-nucleotide messenger RNA. Its product is annotated as homeobox protein Hox-D11b-like. Gene Ontology annotation, cellular component: nucleus. Lineage: Eukaryota; Metazoa; Chordata; Actinopteri; Chaetodontiformes; Chaetodontidae. Gene Ontology annotation, molecular function: DNA-binding transcription factor activity, RNA polymerase II-specific; RNA polymerase II cis-regulatory region sequence-specific DNA binding. The transcript has 3 exons. The record is from RefSeq and is a predicted model, not a curated record. Gene Ontology annotation, biological process: anatomical structure development; regulation of transcription by RNA polymerase II. Bases 1 to 876 code for a protein of 291 amino acids.
AUGUAUUCUCCAAGCUGCACCUAUCCGACAAAGUCUGACUUUGGUCGCAUCACUUCGCCGUUUUUCGCGGAGAGCGGCGCCGCUCUGCUGGAGUUCCGGGACAGCCGCUGUGAGCCCCGACAGCAGCGUCCUCCGCCCUGGAGAUGGACCGUCUACCAGGCGAGGCGACCCAUCACCUCCCCGCCGCCAUCCUGCUUCAGCUUACCGGGUGAAGCUGUUAACCACGAGUACCAUGGGGUCCAGUCGGAGGCGGGAUUCAGCACCACUAAUGACUGCUUUCUGUACGGCGCCUCUGGUGCUUUUCACGCACAUGCGUUUGCCGGAGCCCCGCGGAGUUUUUCCGGCAGAUACGCGGCGUUCAGCCCGGACUCACCGCUCCUCUUCCCGGUAGGCCGGAACAGACUCCUGCCGCCGGGUUUCGACCACCGUGCAGAAGAGGGGGUGGAUCCGAAAGCGAAGACGACACACUAUAGCCAACAGGAGAAAGAGACGAAUCAGGCCGAGUGGUCGAGCUGUCAGAGCGGGGAGAGCAGCGAGGUGAGGGCGGGGUCUGCGUCACAGCAGGCUGGGAGAGACGACGAGGACGCUGCGCCGUCAUCCAGCGGCUGUGGAGGAGACCACCGCCAUGCACCAACAGAGCCCUGUGUGCGCAGAAAGAAGCGUUGUCCUUACUCCAAGCCGCAGAUCAGAGAGCUGGAGAGAGAGUUUCUAUUCAACAUUUACAUCAACAAGGACAGACGAAUGCAGCUGUCCCGCCUUCUGCGCCUGACCGAACGACAGGUCAAAAUCUGGUUCCAGAACAGAAGAAUGAAAGAGAAGAAACUGAACAGAGAGCGACUGCAAUACUACGUUCCACAUGUUCCCAUCAACAUGUGA